Molecule: messenger RNA, 3335 nt
Organism: Drosophila takahashii
Lineage: Eukaryota; Metazoa; Arthropoda; Insecta; Diptera; Drosophilidae
Gene: scat
Product: VPS54 subunit of GARP complex scat
Biological process (GO): retrograde transport, endosome to Golgi; Golgi to vacuole transport
Cellular component (GO): GARP complex
Molecular function (GO): syntaxin binding
Source: RefSeq, a predicted model, not a curated record
AACACUGCAGUUCGUCAUAAUAUUGUUCCACUUACAAUUGCUCAAUUAACCGACCGAAGCAACAGAAACAGCCAGAAAUCCGACGAAAUGCGCCCAUUCCUUCGCCUGUAAAGCCAGCAAACGUGAGUGGUGUCGUCGCAGGGCAAGCAAAAUGCAACAUCUGGCGAAAAAGAGCGACGAGCGAAGGUAGAAAACAAACAUUGACAUAACACGUCAACGGUUGGGAGCAGCAGCAGGUAAACCACCGGGGAAACCAUACGGAGCAUGUGUUAUGGCCACAACAAGAUCCUCGGGAGAUGCCGCCACGUCCGUUGAUUCCGCCGCGGGAGCAGGAGGCGCCGGGAUCAGGAAGCUGUCCACGGCCAGUGGUGGAGGAAUCGCAGGAGGCGGCGGAGGAGGAGCGGCGCCCAGCUGGCAGAGCUGCUACUAUUGCACCCGGGAGCAGUUCAAGACCAUCAGCGACUUUGUCAAUCACCUUCGAAAUCGCCACUGCACCCGGGAAGGCGGCUCCUUCGUGUGUCGCUACGGCUUCAAUGGGGUGUGCGCCUCCCUGCCACUGGACGGAGUCUCGGAUCGCGACUACGACGCCCAUGUGGCCAAGUACCAUGUCAACCAGCACACGCGCGAGAUGCCGCCCGAAUGGGGAGUCUACUCGGCCGCGCAGAACUUGCCCGCAGUGCUCAACGAUCCCUCGCGCGGCAAGCAGAGCAAUCUGUUCACCAAGAAGUGGGGCGAGCACUUUGUGGAGCGCACUCAUGUCCCGGCCUCUCCCCGACUGCCGGAUAUAACGCACGCCGACUUUGCCGUCUAUCUGGGCAGCAUUGGCAAGCGGUAUCGCUGGCAUGAGCGCCGCCAGCAGCAACUGGAGCGGGAUAAGCCGCUGGAGAAUGGAGCACAAGGAGGAGGAGCAUCGGGAUCGGGACAAACACCCACCCACUUGAGUUCGGUGCCCGAGAUCUUUCUCAAAUCGCAGCUGCAGCUACACAACCCGGCCACCUUCAAGCAGGUGUUUCCUAAUUACAUGCAAACGUCGGCUUCGAGUCCGGAAACCCACCAGCAAACUGGACGCCAGCUGCAGGAGCAGCUGAGUCACUACCUGGACAUGGUGGAGGUGAAGAUAGCCCAACAGGUUUCGCAGAAAUCGGCGGCAUUCUUUCACGCCAUGACCACACAGCAUGCCAUUCUGGCGGAAAUGGAACAGGCAGCGGAGCAAGUGCGUCAACUUAGAGCAGCACUGGCCCAACUACAUAGCCAUUCGGUUGUGGACAGCUUCAAGGUGCUGCGGUUUGCGCAGAGAAGACAGCACUACAACCUCACACUAGACAAGCUCCGACUGAUGGCCACCGUGCACAAGACGCAGCCGAUGCUGCAGCUCCUCCUGGGCACCCAGGACUAUGUGGCUGCUUUAGAUUUAAUAGGAACCACCCAGGAGAUUCUCUCCGCCGAACUGCUCGGCAUUCACUGUUUCAAGCAUUUGCCCAUGCAGCUGAGCGAAAUGGAGAAGCUGAUCGACAAGAUGCUGACCACGGAAUUCGAACGCUACGCUGCCGCGGAUCUCAAUCGCCCGCUGACGGAUGCGCUCCGCGAGACGGACAGCGUUUGCGCCGAGGAGGACAAGCUGGUGGCCAUUGUGAUGGGUCUGCUGCGCAAGCAGAACUUCUCCUUUGUCCAGGCGUAUCAGCAGGAAGCAAUUGCCACCAUUCGGGCUAUCAUAAAACAGCUGCUGAUUGAGGUUUUGGCCCGCAGUGACAGCGAUCAGGAGGUCAGCUUAACGGGUCACGGCGAACAAGCGCUGGAGCUUAGUUUACCCGAGUGGAUUGCCCUGCUUCAGCGCUCCAGUCAGGCCUUGGUUUCCAUACUCGAAAGAAUCAAAACUGUUGUGGGAAUAAUGCAGCAAACAGCGGACGCAGCCGUGGGCGCCCAGGAUGCAGUGAAUCUGAUAGAUUCGGAAGCCUUUCUCAGUCCCGGACACCAUGAGCAAUUAAAGUCUCAGCUGCAGCAGCUCUUGCAGGCCGUCUGCCAUUACUGCCAUGAGCGUUGUGCCAAUAUUGUGUCGCCUCAGAGUCUCGAAAAGAGUUUGGCAAGCGAGCAGGAGCUCUGCCAGCUCUCCGAGAUUGUGGAUCAGUUUGGCGAGACAACGAGGAGCAUUUGUGGAGUGGCCAGUGUGCCACUGCAGCUAGCCUUAAAAGUGCAGGCCUCGCGAUUUGCUCAAAGAUUCCACGCCGAACGGAAGCAAAAGUUGUCGCUGCUUUUGGAUCAGGAGCGCUGGCGCCAGGUGGACAUACCGCACGAGUUCCAGCGGAUAAUCGAUCGCAUGGCGGCCGGGGAUUAUGCCAAACCCGAGAUGGGCAACCUAAUCAGCAAUGGCCUAGGCAAUCCCGUGCUCUUGGUGGAGGGAAAACAGCCGUACACCCUGGUCAGCGCCUCGCUGAUGCUCAUUCGAAUGCUUUAUGAAUACGGAGGAAGUUCGCAUCGUAUGCCAUUGCUGGCCAGCUAUCAUGCCCGCAAUGUGGUGGACCUGCUGCGGUGUUUCAACUCUCGCAGCUGCCAACUGAUUAUCGGAGCGGGAGCGAUGCGGGUGGCCGGUUUAAAGACCAUCACUAGCACUAAUUUGGCGCUGGUUUCCAGAGCACUUCAACUGGUCCUCUGGCUGCUGCCCAAGCUGAGGGAGCACUUCCAGGCGAUGAGUGGCUACGAGGCCAUCGAGCGGGAUUAUCAGGGUCACAUCAAGGAGAUCGAAAACAAGAUACACGGCAUUGUGUCGGAGAGAUUGGCCGCCCAACUGGAGGCCUGGGAGGCGAGACCGCCGAUACCGUCGCAAACCUUCCGCCACAUCUCCCGCCAUCUGGUGAAGCUGCACGAGGCCAUCGCUGGGGUGCUGCCCGAGGCUCAGAUCCACGAGAUCUACGGCGUGGUGCAUCGUAACUUCAAGGACAAGCUGCGGGAACAACUGCUCAAGCUGAAUGUGAACAACAAUGGGGGUCCACAGCAUGGAGUGGUCACUUCGGAGCUAACCUUCUACAUGGAGACGCUGCGCACACUGAAAGCCCUGCCCGCCGAGCAGCUGGACAACGGAAUUCUGGAGGAGAUCUGGCUCUACUGAGCAUUCCGAAGUAUUCUUCAUUGUUUGUUAUCCUUGUUUUAUUUAUACCAUUUGAAUUGUCGCGUCUAUUUUGUUUGCCACUGUACAUUGCUUGUACUUUUAUGUUCCGCCCUAAAACGAAAGAAAUGGUACAUUUAUCUCUUUUGUUGCGCACCUUUUAUAGCACCUAAGCUUAAAGUCAGUGAAAAGGCUUAUGAUUAAAGAGUAAUAAUAAAUCAAAAAAUCUUUUAAA